Leopardus geoffroyi (Geoffroy's cat) is the source of this 2261-nucleotide messenger RNA. RefSeq names its product C-type lectin domain containing 17A (gene CLEC17A). The coding region runs from base 77 to 1072 and encodes 331 amino acids. The transcript is spliced from 12 exons. The record is from RefSeq and is a predicted model, not a curated record. Lineage: Eukaryota; Metazoa; Chordata; Mammalia; Carnivora; Felidae. Gene Ontology annotation, molecular function: transmembrane signaling receptor activity. Gene Ontology annotation, cellular component: plasma membrane.
CUGAGCAGGAGGCGUCAGAGGCAGAUAGCAUCCGGGCCUCUCUUCUCAGGCUCUCGUGCUAGCCGUGGCCGUGCACAUGUAUACCAACUCUGGAUGCCAGGACCUGCCAGGGACCAGAGAGGAGGAGGAGGAUGGUGAUGAUUACGAGAACAUGGCACCCCCCUACAAGGAUCUCCCUCCCAAGCCAGAUUCGAUGGCCCCACCUAGGCCUCCGAGGGCAGGAAAGAAAACAGAGAACCCCCCACUGCCUUGCAAGUCCCCAAAGAUCAAAGGCCCGGACCUCACCCCUGUCGUCUGCACAUCUCCUCCACUGGGUGGCAAUCCAGAGUGCCCUCCGUUCCAGCCGUCCCUAGCUGGUAAGUCCACAUGCCCCCCAGCCACCCCGGGGUCCCAGCUCAGUCAGAAGUCCAGAUGUCCUGGGUGCUCCCAGGAGGAGAGACUGGUGGUGUUCCUGUGUCUGCUGGUGGUGGUGUCACUGCUCCUGGGCUGCACUGGUCUGGCUGUGACCCUUAUCAAGUACCAGGAGGUGGUGGGAGAGCUGAGAAUGUUGACCUUUCAGCAGACGGCAUGGCAAGCAAGUGUGACUGGCAUGGCAGGGCUGGCUGGCCUGAAGAAGGAUAUUGACCACAUAAGAACUAACACCAACCAGUCCCUGGUAGAACUUCGGGGCUUAUUAGACUGUACCAGGAUCACCUGCCCUGAGGGCUGGCUCCCCUUUGAGGGCAAGUGUUACUACUUCUCCCCAAGGACCAAGUCAUGGGAUGAAGCCCGGAAGUUCUGCCAGGAGAAUUACUCUCACUUGGUCAUCAUCAGUAGCUUCGCCGAACAGAAGUUUGUGGCCAAGGCUCAUGGCUCUCCACGGAUCUACUGGCUGGGGCUGAGUGACAGGGACCAUGAAGGGGACUGGAAGUGGCUGGAUGGGUCACCUGUCACUCUGAGCUUUUGGGACCCAGAGGAGCCCAACAACAUCAACGAUGAGGACUGUGCCAGCAUGAACAAAGGUGGCACCUGGAAUGACCUCUCUUGUGACAAAACGACCUACUGGAUUUGUGAGCGGAAAUGUUCCUGUUGAACUCCACGGCUGAGGGUGGGGGGGGGGGUCCCUACUCGAGUGCCCCUUGGCUCUUGGGGAUGAGAACCUCCCGCCCUUCCACGGAAGACUCUGCCAGUCUGUGAACCAACAUGGAUGGACCUACGAUGGAACCAGCAGCUUGGAUGGAGCCGGUCCCCUUGGGUGCAAGUGAGAGCAUCUCUAGGGCAACGAGAGGGCUUGUGCAAUUGGAUGAUGUCCUAGUCUAUUCAGGCCGCUGUACCAGAAUACUGGAAACUGGAUGGCUUACAGGCAAUAGAGACUUACUUGUUGAAUUUCUGGAAGCCGGGAAGUCCAAGGUGACAGUGCAGUGCCUGGUGAGGGCCCACUUUCUGAUUCGCAGAGGGCCAUCUUGCUGUGUUCUGUUAUGCUGCAAGGGAGGGGGAGAACUCUCUGGGGUUCCUGUUAUAAGGACCAAAGAGUUCCACCCUUAUGACCUGAUCGCCCCCCAAAGGCCCUUAUCGCCUUGAACCAUCACAUUGAGGGUUAGGGUUUAAGAUACGAAUUGGGCGGGGGACACACAAUUCAGUCUGUAGCAGGUGGCCAGCUGGCAGGAGACCAGGUCUUAGACAUUGUCUCCCAGCUCUGGGGGCUGGAGGAAACUCACCAAGUCCUUGCUCCCGGCUCCGCGGAAGCUAUCCUGGCCGCGGGGGGCUCCGGGUCUGAUAAUGACUGAGCUGGAGCGGAAAACUCCCUGGCUCUUCUGAACCCUGGGGUGCUGGCCCAGGGCUCCCUUACUGCCUACCUGAUGUGGAACAGCUUCUGGGAAAGCAGGCAGGGAAAAAUUGUCCUUGACAAAGCAACUUUCUCAAUGUCCCAGGUGAGGUUUGCCUGACCUAGGGGGCAGAAUCAGGCCUCUGCCAAGACUUGGCCUGUGAAGCUUCCAGAAAGGCAGACCACCUGAGAGGCAAGCCCGCCCCCUCCCCCAAUGUGUGGUCAGAUUCCCAGGACAGCGGCGGCCUGCACCUGCCUUCAGGCCGUUGGUGGUUUGUAAAGAUCUUCGAUGAAUGAUUCACUUUUACUUGCCGUGGACCUUCCUGGACUAUUAGCUCUUGCCGUGUGAGAGCUUCUCAAAAUGUCAGUUCGACGUGUGGCCCUUGCCCAAGGUGACGGUCUGCUGUGGGGGAGGGCGUGUUCCACAAUAAAGCACCGUAGACUGGCUUAAAUGCGA